AAGUAGUCUUUGAAUCUUUGUUCAUCAUGCAUCUACAGCUAUAUGGUCUAAAAUCUCAUUAAAACCAUUUGAAUCUUGUUUGAGUUUCUGUGUUGCAAUGGAGAAGAUAUCUGCUUCACGUCUUCUUCUUCUUCUUAUGUUAAUGUUUGUUUUGGAGUUGGAGAUUAAUUUGUGUGUCGCCAUAAAUGCAUCUUCUGGUUGUGUUGCUGCAGAGAGGAAAGCUCUCCUCAAGUUCAAAGCAAGUCUUGUCGAUCCUACGAACAGAUUGUCCUCGUGGAGGGACCUGAACUGUUGCACGUGGGAAGGUGUCACUUGCGACCAGGUUACCGGGCAUGUUAUCAAACUUGAUCUCAGGGGCAAUGUUAGUUUCGACGAUUACACGAAUAAGGCUAUUUUCGAUGACAGGUUAGUGGGUAAAAGUCUUGAUCCUUCUUUAAGGGAAUUGAAGUAUCUCAAUUAUUUGGACUUGAGUCAGAAUAAGUUUCAAGGAAGUAGAAUUCCUGAAUUUUUAGGAUCAAUGACUGAGUUGCAGUAUCUUAACCUCUCUGGGUGUUCUCUUGAUGGUGUUGUCCCAGACCAUCUUGGCAAUCUGUCAAAGUUGCGUAGGCUUGAUCUCAACUAUAAUGAUGGCCUUAUAUCCAAUGAUAUCGGAUGGGUUUCCAACUUUUCAUCGUUGGAAUAUCUUGAUUUGAGUUGGGUUAACCUUUCCCAAACUAAUGAUUUAGUUAAGGUACUCAACGUGCUACCUUCUUUGUCUGUGCUGCGCUUGUCACGGAGUUCACUUAACAAUCACUUAUCCCAUUCUUGUUUAAAUUCUUCAUUUCUUUCACAUGUCUAUCGCUUGGAUCUUAGUUCGAACAGAUUUCACGGAGAAGUUCCUUGCUUUAUCUCGAAUAUGACUUCUCUGAGGAUUCUUGGUCUUUCAAACAAUGUAUACAACACUUCACACUUGCAAUUUUUAAAAUUAAGAAACCUUGUUCAUCUCAACCUUGGUUGGAACCAAUUUGAAUAUGAGUCAGAUUGGAUCUCCCAACUCUUAGGUGAUAAUUGCCGCUUGGAAUCAUUGUCUCUGUCUUAUAAUCACUUUCAUGGGGAGAUCUCAUCAGUUUUCAACAAUAUUUCUGGGUGUUGGAGUCAAAAUUUGAAGAGCCUAGAAUUGUCAGGAAACAACUUCAAAGGUGGUUUACCGAAUGAUUUGGACAAAGUCAAACGAUUAACAUUUCUUCGUUUUUCUUUUUCCAAUAUAAGUGGUGAAAUUCCUGAAUCUCUUGGAAACUUGUCGGGUUUGGAAGAGUUGGAUAUCUCUUUUAACAAGUUAGUGGGUCUCAUUCCAUCAUCCUUUAGAAAGUUGAAAGCAUUGAGAUGGUUGAGUCUCUUUUCUAAUCAAUUAAGUGGUGAAAUUCCUGAAUCUCUUGGAAACUUGUCGGGUUUGGAAGAGUUGGAUAUCUCUUUUAACAAGUUAGUGGGUCUCAUUCCAUCAUCCUUUAGAAAGUUGAAAGCAUUGAGAUGGUUGCGUCUCUCUUCUAAUCAAUUAAGUGGUCAAAUUCCUGAAUCUCUUGGAAACUUGUCGGGUUUGGAAGUGUUGGAUAUCUCUUUUAACAAGUUAGUGGGUCUCAUUCCAUCAUCCUUUAGAAAGUUGAAAGCAUUGAGAUGGUUGAGUCUCUCUUCUAAUCAAUUAAGUGGUGAAAUUCCAAUAUUUUUGGGGCAACUAUCAAAUUUGGAGAGGCUGGGCAUUUCAGACAACUUGUUCAAUGGAACGAUUUCUGAGGUCCACUUCGACAAGCUCUCAAAAUUAAAAUACUUUGAUGUAUCCUCCAACUCGAUCAAUUUUAAGUUUGGACAUGGCUGGGUGCCCUCUUUUCAAUUAAAUUUUCUUUUCAUGGGAUCUUCCGAUAUUGGAGGUCAGUUUCCAUCAUGGCUUCAAUCCCAGAAGACACUAGUUUACCUUAAUUUAUCCAAUUGCGGCAUUUCAGGAACUCUACCGAGCGACAUUGGUUACAUGUUACCUCUUCUAAACACUUUAUUAAUGAGCCGAAACUCUAUUAAUGGCUCACUGCCUGAUUCAUUGUGCAAUAUGAGAUCUUUGCAGGUUAUAGAUCUCUCCAAUAAUAAUUUAUCUGGUAAUAUGUCGGAAUGUUGGCAAAAGUUUCAAGGCUUAAAGUUUUUGUCAUUGUCAUCCAAUGAGCUUUCAGGCACCAUUCCUAAAUCCAUUGGAGGUGCUGGCGGAUUGCAAUGGCUUUUGUUGAACAACAACAUGCUUUCAGGACCGAUUCCCUCCACUUUACAAAACUGUACUUAUUUAGAAGCUUUAGACGUUGGAGAAAAUAUGUUGUCCGGUAAAAUACCUGCAUGGAUCGGAAAUAUGCAACUUUCAUUGUUUAUUCUUAAGUUGAGGAAUAAUCAAUUUCAUGGGGAAAUUCCUCGGGCACUCUGUGAAGCUUCUCAACUUCAAGUGCUAGACCUCGGGAAUAACAAGUUGAGCGGAUACAUCCCGCACUGCUUUGGAAAUCUCUCAGGCAUGAUUGAAAUUAAGUAUCCACUUCUAACCAUGUAUUUUCAUAGCUUAUAUCAAGUGUUCAAAGGAUCAGUGAUGGAGUACUCUAGGAAUAUAGGAUAUCUUGUUAAUUUGGAUCUUUCAUGCAAUAAUCUUUCCGGGAAAAUUCCUUUAGAGAUGAUGAACCUUCGCAACUUGUAUGGCCUCAAUUUGUCACAUAAUUCAUUGGAUGGAGAAAUUCCAGCAAAGAUUGGAGAUAUGACGGCUUUGGAAUCUCUUGAUCUUUCGAGCAACAAUUUGUUUGGAAGAAUCCCAAAUAGUCUAUCAAAUCUCUAUUUUCUGAGCCACUUGAACGUAUCCAACAAUAAUUUAUCCGGACAGAUUCCCACAGGAAAGCAACUGCAAACUCUCGGAGACCAUGCAAGUUAUGAUGGCAAUCCUCAACUCUGUGGAGCUCCUCUGCAAAAGAGAUGUCCGGGAGAAAAUUCGCCGAAUGCUUCAAAUGUCAAAAAUCAUGUUGAACAAGAUGGAGACUCAAUGGAUAAAAUAUGGUUCUGUGCAUUUGUGGUGGGAGGAUUCGGCACUGGAUUUUGGGGCUUCGUUGGAUUGUUGGUAUUCAAAAGGAGCUUCAGACAAGCUUACUUUGGCUUUACAGAUGAGCUGGGGAACAAGAUUCUGCUUGCCACGGCAUUACUCCGUCGGAGAAUUUCAGGCGUGGCUUUUAGUUACAAGUACUCGAGACAAACAUUGGCUUGUUUGUAAUAGAUGAAAGUUGUAUAUUUGUCUUGAACUGAAGUUUUAUGUACAAUCAAUCACUAGUGAAGUAUGCAAGUAUUUUCACUGCAACAAGCAUUCCUUUUUACCCUACGAAAAUUGUGAAGAAGAGAAGCCGAGAGACACUUGAAAAUGCGGUCAAUGAUAAAAACUUUCUCAGUUUGGCGGCGGAAACGGAAGUGGCAAUGAGCUUCCAAAGGAUCGAACAUCUUGGCAAGAGUGAUGCAGUUCGAUCCAUUUACUGAGCGACAGAGCAAUUUGUUGUUACGUCUAAAUGAUUAUUUAUGGUUGGGGCUAUCUCUAUGUUGAGGAGAUUUCCUUAGGAUUCUUUAGAUUUGUGUUUUUGUAUAAUUCUUGAUGGAUUAAUAGUCUUUAUUUAAAUCUACGUUUAGCAAGUCAGUUUGAUUGUUUUUAUUAACAUUGUACAACCUUGAGAUAAUUCUUGAUUUUGUCAUAUUUUAUACCUUA
Molecule: messenger RNA, 3736 nt
Organism: Andrographis paniculata
Lineage: Eukaryota; Viridiplantae; Streptophyta; Magnoliopsida; Lamiales; Acanthaceae
Product: receptor-like protein EIX1
Exons: 2
Coding region: 98-3256 (1052 amino acids)
Molecular function (GO): protein binding
Source: RefSeq, a predicted model, not a curated record